UGUCUCGCCCUCUCAUAUAAAUACCGCCCACAGACUACUUCGCCUCUACGGUUUUGCCUUCGUCGUUUUCUUCUUUGCUCGUGUUUGUUGCUUUCGCAAAGCAAAUCAUUGAAAAUUGUUCCUCUUCUUCUUCCUCUAUUUCCGACGCUCGUAACCCUAGUUUCUUCUUCGAUUUCGUUGAUCUCGUCUGAGAAUCUGAUGGCUGCUAAACCACUUACAACUGAGGCAAUUGCUCUUACAGAGAAGAAAAUGGACAUGACAUUAGAUGACAUCAUUAAAAUGGCGAAAAAUAACGGCACUAAAGCUAAGAAGCAGCAGCAGCGUAGGGCGCCGAAUAAAGGUCAGAGCUUUUUGAAAACUGCUGUUCAGGAGAAAUCAGCAAAGGUGCGGCGAUAUAUGGAUUCAAGAUCAUCAGUUAGACAGGGGUUCCUAGCUCAAAGAAGGUCAAAUUUCCAGGGAAACCAAUUCCCUUUGGCAGCUGAGGCUGCACGAAAGGCUGCAAAUGCUGCAUUUCGAAAUAGAGCUUUUCCCCAUAACCAGAUGGCUAAUUGGAAACCAAGGUAAAUAUUGGCCCUUCAACAUUACUAUUGGCAUCUUCCCUGUGCUUGCGAUUGAAGCAUUUUUCAACUGGAAUAAUUGUGGAACUCCUGCAUUUAGUUGUUUAAGUGGCAAGCAGCCAAUUUGGGAGUGAUUCCAAGUGUUGACUGUUUCCGUAAAUGGCAUCCAGAAUUGAAUUCCUGCAUCAUAAACUUCUUGUUUGCAAAAUUUCUAUAUGUUGAGCAGUGCAUAUCUCUUUUGAUUGCGGAAAUUCAUGCUAAGAACUGGGGACUGCAUGGUUUUCGGGUUAUCUGUCAAAGAAUUGAUUACAAGUAUUGGACAGUGGUUUGGUUUGAAGGAGAUGCUUUUGGUUUUACAUAAAAUGUUAACUGCAUUUAAAUACUUGAAGUAUUUAGUACAUUUACGGAAACAAGACAGCACAUUUGAUCUGGAUAGUUCGACUUUGUCUGUGUUGACCAGCUCAUUUGCUUUAUAAGUCAAAAGUUAGUUUCACUCUUGUUGUGUUAAUUGGGUGCCACUGUAGAUUCCUUGACGGGCCUGGCAGUAGAUAACUUUGUUCUCUUGUUCGAAUUUUACUGAUUCUGGAGCGUUAUAGUUGCGGUGUUAUCCCAUGUUCAGCUUUUUCUACUGGCCACUACACACUAGAUUAUGUGCUAUUGCCUACAAUAUGUGAUGUUACAGAACUUGUUCCUGGGAGUGUGUCCUGCACUUCCGUUCGUUUUGCAUUUUAGUAUUUAUAUCAUCGAUUGGCCUUCUAGAUACUUUCCGAUGAUAGAUAUGAAACUGAGAAGAUAAUGCUGCAGGAUGCAUGUCAUUUGCUACUUAAUGCCAUACCAAUACGAGGCUUAUGGAGAGUUCUCGUCCUUUUUCUAGUUUAACUGAAAGAAGCUUCAUUUUCCAUCUGGUUUUAUUGGUCUUAGUUGCCUGCUUCAUGGAUGAUUGGAUUUCUUUUCGCUGAUUUAAGCAUUGAGGGAUAGAACCUACAUGGGAUAGUUUCUGUGGUUGAUUGGAUUUGUUUUCCCUGCUUUAAGCAAUCAUUGAGAGAUAGAACUCAUAUGGAUCAUUUCCGUAUGGUAAUUUUUUCCCUUUCAACAUAACAAGAGGGAGAAUUUGGGUUGGGACAUGUGAUAUAGAAGAGUAGGUUUGUCAUGACAAUUUUCUGAAGUUCCUUCUAUGGGUGGCGGUUAUAGUGGGCAAAUAUUAAUGAGAUGCUGAUUUGCAAAGGUUGGAACUUAACGGGUUGAUUCCUACAGAAGCUUCUUUGCAUGUGUAUUCGUUUUGUUUCAUUCUUGUGGAUGUUGCUUUGGAAGAGGUCUCCUCUGUAUUUGACUUUGGAGAGAGAGGAGUCGUUGGGGUGGUUGUGUUCCCAGUUUUACUGCUAUGUGGAGUGUCUUUAAUUUGAGAUUUUCACCAGAGCGUCUGAGGGAUCUUCAUUUUUCGUAACUGUUUAGUAUUGAAUGGUUUGUAUAAAUUCUCUGUUAGUUGGAUACUAAUAGAUGUUAUGACGGUAAGAUGCUCUACUCUCAGCCAUGUGUACUUGUGGUCCUAUAACAAUUCCACGUGUUGCUGCCAGCAUCUUCAUAGUGAUUCUUUCAUCCGUAGGUGUUCAUUCUCAGAAGUAUAUUGCCUUUUCAUUUCUUCAACUUUAUUUUUCAUUUGAUGCAGGGUUGGUGCUCCACCUGUUCAAAGACGGCCUGGAAAUGGAAGAUUUGCUGCCAAGGUACUGUAACUUCCUUCUC
Molecule: messenger RNA, 2297 nt
Organism: Morus notabilis
Lineage: Eukaryota; Viridiplantae; Streptophyta; Magnoliopsida; Rosales; Moraceae
Exons: 6
Coding region: 199-564 (121 amino acids)
Source: RefSeq, a predicted model, not a curated record